Thermochaetoides thermophila DSM 1495 is the source of this 1815-nucleotide messenger RNA. RefSeq names its product phenylalanyl-tRNA synthetase beta chain-like protein. Gene Ontology annotation, cellular component: cytoplasm; phenylalanine-tRNA ligase complex. NCBI's taxonomy places the organism in Eukaryota, Fungi, Ascomycota, Sordariomycetes, Sordariales, Chaetomiaceae. The transcript is spliced from 6 exons. Bases 1 to 1815 code for a protein of 604 amino acids. Gene Ontology annotation, molecular function: magnesium ion binding; phenylalanine-tRNA ligase activity; RNA binding. Gene Ontology annotation, biological process: phenylalanyl-tRNA aminoacylation. The record is from RefSeq and is a predicted model, not a curated record.
AUGCCUACCAUCAAUGUCGACAAGUAUGCUCUCUUUGAGGAGCUCGGCGAACAGUUCACCGAGGAGAGCUUCCAGCAAUUAUGCUUCGACUUCGGCAUUGAGCUCGAUAAGGACACUGAAAAUGAUCCCGCUCGGCCUAAGGAUGAGCCCCCGGAGCUCGCCAUCGAGAUCCCGGCCAACCGUUACGAUAUGCUUUGCUUCGAGGGCAUUGCAAUGCACCUGAACAUCUUCCGUGGAAAGAUUGAGACCCCUAAAUGGAGGCUGCUGGACAUCCCCGAGGAUCAAAUGCAGACCCUCACUAUCAGCAAGGAGACGGAACUGGUUCGCCCUUAUGCUGCCGCCGCCAUCUUGCGCAAUGUCACCUUCACCCAGGCUUCCUAUGACUCCUUUAUCAGCCUCCAGGAUAAGCUUCACCAGAACCUGGCAAGGCAACGUACUCUGGUUGCUAUUGGUACCCACGACCUUGAUACUAUUCGUGGUCCAUUCACAUACGAAGCCCUUCCUCCCAAGGACAUUAACUUUGUGCCGCUGAAUCAAACCAAAGAGAUCAACGGCACGGAGCUCAUGAGCUUCUACGAAAAUGAUAGGCAUCUCGGCAGAUACCUCCACAUCAUCAGGGACAAGCCAGUUUACCCUGUCAUUCUCGACGCGGAUAGGAAUGUCUGCUCCCUCCCUCCCAUUAUCAACAGCGAACGCUCCAAGAUCACCCUCAACACCAAAAAUGUCUUCAUCGACAUGACGGCUACGGAUCAGACAAAGCUCGAUAUCGUUUGCAACAUUAUGGUUACAAUGUUCUCUAAGUAUUGCGCCGAACCCUUUACUAUCGAGCCGGUUAAAAUCAUCUCGGAGCACAAUGGCACCUCGCGCAUCACCCCUAGCCUGACCUACAGGAAGAUGGAUGUCGAGGUUGACUACCUCAACGGCUUGACUGGCCUGAAGGAGUCACCUGAGAGCAUUUGCAAACUUCUGAGCAAGAUGGCGUACAAGGCUGAGCCCUCAGCGGACCCGAAGUACGUCACGGUCACGGUGCCGCCGACUCGGGCUGAUGUCCUGCACCCUUGCGAUGUGAUGGAGGAUCUUGCUAUCGCCUAUGGCUUUAACAGCCUUCCUCGCUCGACACCAAACAAGUCGGUCACAAUUGGCAAGCCACUCAUGAUCAACAAACUCAGCGACAUUGUUCGCCAUGAGUCCGCUAUGGCUGGCUGGGCGGAAGUCAUGCCACUUAUUCUCUGCUCGCAUGAAGAGAAUUUCGAGUGGUUGAAUCGCGUGGAUGAUGGGAAGACUGCCGUCAAGCUCGCCAACCCCAAGUCUAUUGAGUACCAGGUUGUGCGGACAUCUCUCCUCCCGGGCCUCUUGAAGACUCUAAGCGAAAACAAGGCCAUGCGCCUGCCGCUCCAGAUCUUCGAGGUCGCUGACGUCGUCUUCAAGGACGACUCUUUUGAGCGCAAGGCCAGGAACGAGCGCCAUUGGGCUGCUGCCUACUAUGGCAAGACCAGCGGUUUUGAAGUCGUUCAUGGCUUGCUUGAUCGCGUCAUGACUAUGCUUCGCGUGGCCUUCAUCACCCAUGAGGAGGGUCUCACGGGUAAAAGCAUCGACUUCGAAGUCCACGCAAACCCGCAGAGGGAUGGCUACUUCAUCAAGGAGACUGAUGAGCCUACCUUUUUCAAGGGCCGUGCGGCGGCCAUCUAUGUACGCCUCAAUGGCCAACUGCAGCGAAUUGGCGAGCUUGGUGUCUUGCAUCCUACUGUGCUGGAGAAGUUUGAUCUGAGAUACCCUGUUAGCACGUUGGAGAUAAAUUUGGAGGUGUUCCUAUGA